This is a messenger RNA of Diuraphis noxia (Russian wheat aphid), 1150 nucleotides long. RefSeq names its product ubiquitin conjugating enzyme 7 (gene Ubc7). NCBI's taxonomy places the organism in Eukaryota, Metazoa, Arthropoda, Insecta, Hemiptera, Aphididae. The record is from RefSeq and is a predicted model, not a curated record.
GAUACAAUAAUACAAUAUUAUUACCAUGGCCCAUGACGGUAUAACGAAAUAGUCGUGUUUCAUGAUCAGAUGUCUAUAAUUAUUGUAGCGUCGUUGUUCUAUGGAUAGCAAUGAUAGUGAGGUUCAAAAUCACCAAAAUAAUGAUAUAAUUAAAUGUAAUAUACCAUCAUUCAGUAUAUGAACAGGAUGAACGUAACUACACGACCAAAUAUUAUAUUCUAUUCUGUGGUAGUCAUGGUAUCGACGACCGAUGUGUCGGUUAGACGUUUACAAUCGCAUUUUGGUAUUUGGUAGGCGAUCAAAAAUUAUUUUACACGAAACGACACGACAACACUAAGGUUAUUUAACUCCAAUGAACAAUAUCAUAUGGUUAUAUAACCGAACUAUAACAAGUUUCACCAUCGUCAUCAAUACUUGGUAUCAAUUUUACUGUUAUCAAAAUUGGCCCAAGUGGCAACUAUAAUUUAUUAUUAAACGUGUCUAUUUUGUCCAUUCAAUAACAAUUCAUAAAAUUAUUUGCAAUGGCUGGAUCUGCUCUAAGACGACUUAUGGCUGAAUAUAAACAGUUGACGUUAAAUCCUCCAGAAGGAAUCAUUGCUGGCCCAACCACUGAAGAAAAUUAUUUUGAGUGGGAAGCUUUAAUCACAGGACCAGAAGGGACAUGUUUUGAAGGUGGUGUUUUCCCAGCUAAACUUAUAUUUCCAUCAGACUACCCAUUGAGUCCACCUAAAAUGAGUUUUACUUGUGAUAUGUUUCAUCCAAACAUUUAUUCAGAUGGGCGUGUAUGUAUUUCAAUUCUUCAUGCGCCUGGUGAUGACCCUAUGGGUUACGAAUCCAGUAAUGAAAGAUGGAGUCCUGUACAGAGCGUUGAGAAAAUUCUUCUUUCUGUUAUUAGUAUGCUUGCAGAGCCAAAUGACGAGAGUGGCGCAAAUGUUGAUGCCGCUAAAAUGUGGCGCGAAGACCGUGAAGGAUUUAAUAAAGUAGCUGAAACGUUGGUCAGAAAAACUUUAGGGAUACCAACAAGCAAAUAAGGUCAGAUAGGUAAUAGUUUAAUCGAAACAUUUGGCUAGCAAUGAGGAAUGAUAUUUUAAUAAACACAUGUAUAUACAUUAUUAAGUUAAAUUUUAAAAUAUAAGUUACGUAUUUUAUA